UAUUUUAUAGAAAUAUCAAUGUGCAAAGUUUACAAUUUGGAUUUUAUUCUUGUACACUGUUCACAAUUCCAGGAAGACGAUAUAUUUCUUACUUAUUCAUAGAUGACGCUUGAUGGAGAUGACGUAAUGAGCAAGUAUUCUUACGGUUGGUUAUUUUCGGCUGUUACCGCAUUCGGAUUACUUCUAUUUCUCGCCUUUUCGUUUGCUCUCUUUCACCGACGGAUUAUGAUAAGGAGAAGGAAAGAAGCAGAAUACAGGCGGUUUUUCAAAUCUCUUCGACCGGAUCUUGACGUGCCUCACAAUAAGAGAAUAAGACCAAGGUUGACCGUUACUACGAGCAAUACAUUUGACACCUAUUCGUCUUAUAAAGAGGGAAAGACUGAUCAAUACAAUGAAGCGGUUAGAGAUAACUCUGCUGAUCCUGUGAAGAAAAGUUAUGAAAACAAUGAAAAUAAACAGCAAAUAUCCUAUGCCAGAUUAACCGUGAGACAACAAAAGGAUGAUUGUUAUGUAAAAAUGCAACCAGGAUUGUGUAAUAAAUGCAUGACCCCGGUCCAUCUGAUUAAGCAAGAUAACACACAAUCAGAAAUAGUCGGAGAGUCUAACACCGAUGAGAAUAACACAAGAAUGCAUCUGGCAGAUUCUUUUCGAGAAGUUCAUGAAGGAAAACAGUUGCAGAUAUCUAAGAACACUGAUAAAGGUAUAGAUAAUCAUUAUAAAAGCACACCGAAUAUGAAUCAAAAUGAUAGAACAAAUGUUUUGAAAACUCGGGAUGAUUUUACCGAGAAGAAUACGCAACACAGCCAGGAGAUCAAGUCAAUAACAGCAUUGAAACAAAAGUCAGUCAAACGGAAGAAAAAGAAGCGCGGAUUGCUUAGCCGAAUUUCAAAUACAAGAAACACUACUUCUUUAGUUGAAGGUAAUAUCAAUACAUCUUUUUACUGCGGUGAGUCAAGGAGAUAUGCUGAACCCUUUGUUGUUCUAUGUAAUGAAGCUACCGCUGAUCAUGUGGAUGCAAAACGUGUUACAAAUCAGAGUAAACAAAUAUAUAAUCCAUAUUAUACUGACAUAGAUAUGCCUAUAAAAAGAACUAAAAAGGGAAAAGCACGAACCGUCGAAAAUGGGAGUGAAAUAGAUAUUUACAAAGAAUGUAAUUAUAAUUAUCAAGAAACAUCGUUGCCUGCAAAUUAUAGUGCUAAACCGCACAUGCUAACGAACUCAUGGAUGUAAAUUCGAAUGGAAACGUAUAACAGAUUCUCUAAUAUAUCUUGCGUUGAAGAAAUGAGUCAUGUUAUAUUGUACACUAAAUGUUAUCCCAGAGCAAACAAAAAACCGUUUAUUCAUCAAACAUCAAGUGAAUAUACUAAUUUACAGCAUUUUACAACGAUAUUCAAGAUUCAUCAGUUGAUGAAUAAUAAAUUGUUAUAGUGGUAAUCCGGUUUUUUUGCAACAUCACAUACAUACUCGUAGAUUAGAAUUGAAAUGAGCAAUCAUUUGACUGAAUCCAGAUAAAUUCGACCAAUUAGGAGAGUUGACAGUCCUAGGCAUUGACCUUCCAGGAAGCUAUCUGUAACACUCCCAACUUAGUCACGACAAAUCAAGCCGACAUCACUGGUGCAGUCUUUAAUGGACUUGAGCUUGACCUGGCACAUGCCAUCUCCGCGACGCCUCGGAAGGGAUAGGCUUACCUUCAUCUUCCUGUCACAAAACAACAUUCAUGUCCAUCGCAUUCAGUGCCUUCAGAACUUUGAUUUUAUAUAGGAUGGGACAUCUUCAAAGACCUCUUAUACUGAGUUCGACCUAUUGGAAUUUUGUCAAAGUACAUUUGUACAUAUUUGCCUAUUUUGGAAUUUACACGAAAACAGACUGUUGAGGAGGAAGGAAUCAUGUAUCAUAAGAUAAAUGUACAGAUUAUUCUACCGUGAAAUGUUCGAAACUGUCACUUGGAAUAUUGCCAUAUGAUUUUUUAUUUGUUUGGGUCGUCAGACCAAACAAAUAAUGGUAGCGAAAUUUCAGACUCUUAUGCUGUUAAUUUGCAAAUCCCGAAAGUAGUCCGCUUUUUUUGAAGCGGUUACUUCCCUUUCAGUGCCUUCAGGGGAAAAAUUCAGGGGAGAUCACUGCGUCAAGCUGGUCAAAUGACAGGCGCAUUAAUUUUCAAGCAAAAUAAUUCCCGAAUGGUCGAAGAUUUCUAAUAUUGUUUUAUUCUUUAUAGAUAUACAUACUUAUAGUAAGCUCCAUGAUUAUUUACAUCUGUGUUAAACAACAGUUAGCGUCGUUACAAACCCUAAUUUAGAAUAAUAUGGUUUUCUUCAGGCCGUUAACAUAAUUUAAAAUUCACCGUGGCCGAGGGGUUUGCGCGCUCGCUUAGAAGGCGAGAGGUCUGGAGUUCAAAUCCUAGUUAAGGCAACUCAUUUUUUUUCAAAUUGUUUAAGUCAAAUAAACAUGGGAUUGAAUAUCAGUGUUGCAAUUAGUCUUAUAGACAAUUUACUACAAUUAAAACGCUGGAAAGCAUUAGUGGCACUGUGGUUUAUAAUCUCACAACCUUCACCUUUCUGACAUUCUGAGACCCAAACAAAUUCAACGCCUUCUGUGCUUUGAUUCUAAUAGAGUUAUGCAUGCAAUGAAUCAAAGGGAAACAACUUAUUAACAUUAAGUGCCGGAAGAUAUCGACAGUUACUUUUUUUCUUAGCAAUUCAUUUAGCCAUCUAUUCUUAAGUAUUAUAAUAUGCAUGUACUCAGUUAAAUAUUUACAAAGAACAAAAGGACUAUUCGUAUAUUUGUAAUAAAAUUACAAAAGAUGUAUUUUAUUUUAUGUAAAAUACACAUAGACAGGAACUUUGUAUUCUUCUUUCAUGUGAGGAGCUAUCCAGCUUACCUAAGGAACGUCGGUGCA
Molecule: messenger RNA, 2893 nt
Organism: Ruditapes philippinarum (Manila clam)
Lineage: Eukaryota; Metazoa; Mollusca; Bivalvia; Venerida; Veneridae
Exons: 2
Coding region: 103-1230 (375 amino acids)
Source: RefSeq, a predicted model, not a curated record